ACUGUACAGUCUCAGCUGAAAUGCAUGUUUCCAACACAAGCUGGGAAUAUUUGCCUGAUGAAUAUCAAAGUUAUCACAGUUUGGAAACUAUAGAGCUGAGUGCUGUUUCACAUCAGAAGACUGGAAAGAGAAAUGUCAUAUACAACAAAACUUCCUGCCUCCUGGAACGAUGAUCCUCCUGCUCGGAGAGUGGAGAUCGACCUGAGCUCACCUGGGCUCGCUGUAGUCGAGUUGGAAAGGCUCUUGUUUACUGGCAAACCCAUUAUCAGUCAUGCAGAUGAAGUUUGGCCGAGGGUCUACAUUGGUGACCAGCACAGCGCAGAGAACACGGCCGAUCAGUCCAAGCAUCAGAUCACACACAUCCUGAAUGCAGCUCACAGUAAGCGUGGAGGACAGCCAGGUAUCUACAGGGGCAGGGAGAUCACAUACAUGGGCAUAGAGGCUCAUGACUCCUGUGGCUUUGACUUGAGCGUCAACUUCCUCGCAGCAGCAGACUUUAUCCACAGGGCUCUCAGCAGGGGAGGCAAAGUGCUGGUGCACUGUCAUGUGGGAGUGAGCCGCUCGGCCACCCUGGUCCUUGCUUACCUGAUGCUGAGGCAGAACCUGACGCUCGUGGAAGCUAUUUGUGCUGUGAAAGAUAAACGUGGUGUGAGACCCAAUCGAGGAUUCCUCAGACAGCUCAUCAAACUAGAUGGUCAGCUGUUUGGCACACAUCCCUGAACGCUGUAUGAUAGUGUUACUGCUCAGGGUCCACAACAUUAGGAAAGCAUGACAAAGAUGGCUCCAUGUUGAGAAACACUGAUGCCAUGUUCUGAAUACAUACAUUUUUUUGAGUCUCAGACUUGCAGCAUCUGAUCCAUUCCAGGAUUAUGUUUUUAUUUCCAGGAACUGUAAGGUGACAAUAUUUAUAUUCUUUCAGUUCGUAAAUGUUGAUUAAAGUUUGACAGUAAAAAUUUGA
Messenger RNA from Platichthys flesus (European flounder), 958 nucleotides. Its product is annotated as dual specificity protein phosphatase 26-like. Gene Ontology annotation, cellular component: cytoplasm. The transcript is spliced from 4 exons. Gene Ontology annotation, biological process: negative regulation of MAPK cascade; protein dephosphorylation. The record is from RefSeq and is a predicted model, not a curated record. The coding region runs from base 133 to 720 and encodes 195 amino acids. Lineage: Eukaryota; Metazoa; Chordata; Actinopteri; Pleuronectiformes; Pleuronectidae. Gene Ontology annotation, molecular function: MAP kinase phosphatase activity; protein tyrosine/serine/threonine phosphatase activity.